Molecule: messenger RNA, 4074 nt
Organism: Penicillium verhagenii
Lineage: Eukaryota; Fungi; Ascomycota; Eurotiomycetes; Eurotiales; Aspergillaceae
Exons: 3
Coding region: 1-4074 (1357 amino acids)
Source: RefSeq, a predicted model, not a curated record
AUGGCGACCCAAGCGUCGGCCAAUCCCUCACCACCGACCAACGGCGAUGCGCGGGGACCGUCAAGCCCAACUGCCUCUGCGAGCAUUCCGACACCGGCGCAUGUGAAUCGCAAGAAACAGAAGCGCCGCGAAAAGCAAGCUGCUCGUCUUGCUGUCGACUCGUCCAAUGUCCACGCUUCCCCGGAUCUGGAUAUGACAGCCGACGAUAGACAAUCCAAUGGCCACGAGGUCGAUAGCGCAGAUCUUGACCAUGCUGGAUCGGACGAUACAUUUCAUAACGGAGAAAGCUAUGAUAUGAACGAGCUCCCGAUAUCAAACGAUCCCGACGGCGCAACCUCGUCAAAAUCAAAGAAAAAGAAACCCAAGAAAGGUCGCUCUGACUCACACAUAACGGCUGAUGGCAGCUUGAGUCCUCAUUCCUCUCCUUCCGCUACGUUCUCGCAUCUUCCGCAUCCACACUCGCUCCCCUAUUCGCGCUUCCCUGACAAGUCCGCCAAGGAAAACAAGAUUUGGAACCAAUCGACCUUGGAGGAGCGUGAGAAUAUUCGAACAUUUUGGUUUGAGUUGGGCAACGAGGAGCGACAUCAGCUCGUGACAGUAGAAAAGGAUGCUGUCCUCAGGAAGAUGAAAGAGCAGCAGAAGCACUCCUGUAGCUGCACCGUCUGUGGUCGAAAACGAACCGCAAUUGAAGAAGAGCUAGAGGUUUUGUACGAUGCGUACUAUGAGGAGCUCGAGCAUUACGCCAACACAAAUCAAGGCUCAUUCGAAGAGGGUGCACCUAUCAUCCCUCCGCCUCGACUUUCCCGAUCAACGUUUCAAUCUCCUGGUCAGCAUAUCCACACGGACAGCCAAUACCACCCAUCGAGCGGCCGAGUUCAGGAGCUGGCCGAGGAUGAUGAUGAAGAUGACGACGAAGACGUGGAGGGCUCGGGAGGUGAAUAUGAUGAUGAUGACGAGGAAGGUGAGGACGAGCUCUACAGCGAUAAUGAUCUCGACGACGAGGAAGGCCGCUUCGCUCGCGCGGACUUUUUCGCAUUCGGAAAUAGCUUGACUGUUAAAGGUGCGGUGAUAUGCAAGCUUAAACUGUCCCAAAUAUUUGGUCGUUUUCUAACAGUUCAUUGGAUAGAUGGUAUUCUCACUGUGGCUGAUGAUCUCCUGAAAAAUGAAGGCAAACACUUCAUUGACAUGAUGGAGCAACUAGCCGAGCGUCGGAUUCAUCGACAAGGAGACACACAAUACAAAAUAGCUGCCGCUCAUCCAUCAUUCACUGACGAAAAUCAAAGUCAAGCGCGACUUGACGAUUAUGACGAUGAAGAGGAUGAAGACUUUGACAGUCAAGAAGGAGACGAAGAAGAGUUUGAUGAGGACGAAAUGGAUGCGAUGACAGAAGAGCAGCGCAUGCAGGAAGGCCGUCGCAUGUUCCAGAUAUUUGCCGCUCGGAUGUUUGAACAACGAGUGAUGACCGCUUAUCGAGAGAAAGUUGCUGAACAGCGUCAAAAGCAGCUGAUCGAGGAGCUUCAAGAAGAAGAAAAUCUAAACGAGCAGCGCAAUGCUAAAAAGGCACGAGAAGCUUCAAAGAAGAAAGAUAAGAAGCGCCUGCAGAAACAGGCCAAAGAAGAGGAGAAAGCUCGUCGUGACGCUGAGAAAGCGGCUGAAGAAGCCGCAGCCAAAGCUGCCCAUGCCAAGAAACUAGAGGAGCAACGGUUGAAACGUGAGGAACAGCGAUUGAAGCGGGAGGCUGAUCGUAAAUCCUACGAAGAGGAGCGUGCUCGGAAGGAGGCAGAGAAGCAGCGGCGUCUUAAGGAGGAGAGAGAGAGACAAGCCGAAUCAGAACGUAAACAGCGAGAGCAAAAGGAAGAGAAAAAGAAGCGAGAAGAGAAGAAGCGGAAAGAAAAUGAGGAAAGCGAAGCCCUUGCAAAGGCGAAAGCGAUUGAGAAGCGAAAAGAAAAUGAGGAAAGCGAAGCCCGUGCAAAGGCGAAAGCAAUCGAGAAGCGAAAAGAAGAUGAGGAAAGCGAAGCCCGUGCAAAGGCGAAAGCAAUCGAGAAUACCAAGGCUUUGCGCGAGCAGCAGGAGCGAGCAAAGAGUGAGCUGGCAACUGACGCAAAGUGCACCGCCGGCGAGACAGAUAACCCUAACACAGCUGGACUGCCUAGCACAGCCAGGGUCACGCUGGAAAACCCCCCCGCCGAGCCCGAGCACAUUCUUCCUUCCCCAACUCGGACAAAGUCAACCACUCCCAGCGACGUGAAUUUGUCUACCUCACGGCUACACUCUACCGCAGCCGUGGUACGGCUGCCCUCCACAGUAGCCGUGGUGGAACCCAGCGCUGCCGAGCAGAUUCCGAGUCCGACAAUUCAAAAGGAAUUCGCCCCUGACACUGGUGAGGUGGACGUCUCUACAGCAGCCGCGAUGGCGCGCAAAUCUAACGCUCGCAAGCGUGCGAACAAUCGAAACGAAUCCACCAUCAACGCCAGCGUCAGAAUGACCAAUGAGAUGGAAAGUGUCAACGAACGGACUUUCAGAGCUGGCUCUCGUUUCGGAACUUCAAUUCUCUCCCCUGCCGCUCAUAUUCCGUCGGAUUCUGUUCUCGCCUCUACCCAGAUCCCUCAAUACCCUCAGAACCAUCCAUAUCUUCAAUACUCUCAAUACUCUCAAUACUCCCAAUACUCUCAAUACGCCCAAUACGCCCAAUACUCCCAAUAUGCUCCAUCCUCUCAAUACUCUCACUUUCCUCAAUACAACAUGGGAAACAAUACCACUCCCAAGAUUGACACUUCUGCCAGGCCACGACAAACAUCCCUGUUUGUGCCUCGCCCUUCAUCCUCGAAUCCUCAACCAUUCUCUUCGCAAAUCUUCCCGCAGUCUAUUUCUCCCCGUUCAAUUGUGCAGCCGCAGAGUGCAGCCACUGGGGGCAGAUCAGGUUACCAGCAGCCACCAACUUUACACCAUCCUCAACCUUCCUCCCCCUUGUCGCCUCUUGGCAGAACCUACCCUCCUGGCUUCUCGGGCUUCGUUGGGCUACCUUCGAUGAAUGCAGGUCUGCCAGGCCUGAGUGCUCAAGCCGAGUCACUUGAUGAUCCUGAGUAUUCUCCUUUGGAGGAGAAGUGGAAACCAGAUUACACCCAGAGAAAUCGGUCCCUCGCUUUCGCUGAGCCGAGUGACAACAGCGGAUCACGCGCAAUUCGCACUGUUUCUUCUGGCAGAGGUUUUCCAUCUGAUCCUGCCCAGGGUAUUCAAUCCUCUGCAUACCAUGGAACGCCUGGUGCAUUCCUUAUGCAGCAACCCGGAUCUCGACUGGAGUCUUCUGACUUGGCAUCUCCGUUCUCGCGUCUUAGUCUUGGCAAUGGCCGGACACAGCCAAGCGGUGCAGGAUAUUACCAUGACGUUCAUGGUCCACCAUAUUACCACGACCAUGAACAUUACCCGUCCCCCCGGAUUCUCCAUCGCAGUCUACUUGACGAUAUUCAUGACCUGUAUCCGCCCAACGCAGAACGUGCAUUGCUCACCACCUUGCCAGAAGAGCUCCCUUUCCCAACCCGAGCUAGUUUCCAACAGGGAUCACCUCUUCCUGAACCUUUAGGAUCCAAGUCCACCAAACUUGGAGUCAAUGAUCCUGGAUGGAAGGAUCCUUUUUCAGGCACUGUUUUCUCGUCGACUUGGUGCAAACCUACUAGUGUCCGCUGGCCACAGCCUCGGCCGAAUACCAACCCGUUCGCUGCUGGUGGGACCGCUCGUCGUGGCCCCCUCCGUCGAUCUGUGACUGUUCGUCUCUUGCUUGCUCAGGCUUGCACGAACCUAAACCCGAAGGGUACUCCAGCCUACCACACAUUCGAUGAAGCGCUUGCCGAGAUGAACCGACUGCUUCCAUUCGAUUCAAACGAGGCUCCUAUCAAGAUGGUUGAGGUGCUGGAUAUCUGCGACACAGACGGUACUCUUGUGAACGGCGGUGGGUCUUUCUGUAUCAGAGAAGACAUAAUGUCUGUUAGGUUUGAACCACAUAGGACCGGAGCGGUACCUGAUCGCCGCGGUGAGGUUCCGGUAAAGGGUAUUCGCACCCGCCCCACCGACGAAUAG